Molecule: messenger RNA, 4274 nt
Organism: Caenorhabditis auriculariae
Lineage: Eukaryota; Metazoa; Nematoda; Chromadorea; Rhabditida; Rhabditidae
Source: the annotation of a GenBank genome assembly
AUGACGGAAACUUCAUCUGGUGGUCUCCACAGUUGCAUCACGGACAUUGUCCGUGCCGACACUAGCGGUGACUACCAAAAAGCCCUACAAGCUGCGAAUAAAAGUGAAAAUCGAUAGAUCUUUCCAGUUUACUUGAAUGCGUGUUUUCAGUGAUUCGUCGUUACCCGAAGGAAACAUACGCCUUCAAAUGCAAGCUUGUCGCUUUGAUCCAGCUCUCAAUGUGGGACGAUGCAUUGACGUUGAUCAAAAAAACGCCUCAUCAUCAGAUGGGGUAAAAUUUUUCGAAAAAAGGAUGAAAAAAUUGGGUUAUUUACAGAGAUUGUGCGUUUGAAAAAGCGUACAUCUACUAUCGUCAGGGAGAGCUGGAUCAGGCGGAAGAGCAGCUCGCGACUUGCGACAAGGAAGAUUUCCGGGCUCUAGAGUUGAAAGCUCAGAUCUACUACAAACAGGAAAAGUUUCAGGUAGGAAUGAAGAUAAUCUCUUUGUUCUAUUAGAGUUUUAUAGGAGGCGUUCGACAUUUUCCGACACCUAUUGAAGAAUUUCUCGGAUGAUUCCGACGAAUUGCGUCGUGCCAAUUAUUUGGCGGUGCAGACGCGACUAGAAGCUCAAGGCUCUAAGCAGGUUUUGAAAUUAAAUUUUUGAAAAAUUAGCGAUUUUCUCAAACUUUGAAUUUAUGUGUAUUGAAGGUUUAAUUUGAAAAAAAAACUAGGGUUCGCUCACAAGAUUUGAAUAAGGAAAACACCUGAACUUUAACAGCCGAGAAAAAAAUUCACUGAAAGCUGAUUCAAAAUAAAAAAGUUUUCCAGCAACUCGAGGAAACUGGAGAGGAAACCUACUCGCAACUGUACAACAAGGCCUGCGUCCAAAUCGAGGCCGAACUGUUGCCCCAGGCGCUCAUUUCUUUGGACAAGGCCUUGGGUAAGAGAACAAAGUCAAUGAUAGGACAUUUUACAAAAUCUUUGAAAGUAAACUUCGAUAUUUUUUUAUGAACAUCUCCGCGUUUUCGGACAUUCCAUAGAUUUCCUUAUAAGAGUUUAUAAACGAAAACAAAAGAAUGUUUUUCUUUUUGCACGAUCGAUAUUUUCCUCUUUUAUACUGCUGUUUCCAAUAUAUUUUGAAUUCUAAAAGAAAUUCUAGUGAUAAAUUUUUCUCCAAAGUAAAAUUACAUACGGAAAUGAAUUUCUGUGGAGAAAAGGCAAAAAAAAUUUUCGCCUAUUAGGUCUCACUCAGAAUAAAACCUACCUAAACUAACUGGUGUUUUGUGUAGAAAUGUUUGAUUUUUCCAGUUGCUUGCCGUAAAUCUCUGACGGAGGAAGGCCGCGACGAAGAUGAAAUUGAAGAGGAGCUCGACUCCAUCCGCGUUCAAAAGGCCUACAUUUUGCAGCGGACCGGAAAACGGCAACAGGCCAUCGACAUUUACAAGAAGGUCCAAGCCUCCAAGUGAGUUUUAUUUUUUAUUCAAGUUACGGUUUUGAGCAGUUCUCAAAGGAAAAGUUCAUUUUCAUCGUAGUUGAAAAAUAAGAGAGUUUUUGUUUUCGGAAACUUGAUUUGAUCAAAAUAAGAAACUAAUCGCUUUUUCUUUCGAGAAAAGCUGAACUUAUCUCCUCUCCCAUCGACUUUUUAAUGAUUCUUCCAUUAAAGUAUCAUUGAACAGACAAAAGGGCUAAAAACACCGAGUUAGUGAUAUUUAUGGUUUUCUUUUUCUGUGAGAGUUUAUUUAAUAAAGAGAAGGGGCAUGAAACUAAAAUAGAAGCCGGUUUAUGGGAUCUAUCAGUUAUUUGAGCCUCUUGUGAAAUCUCUAAAAAAAUAAUUUUGUAAAGGCUGUACGAUUUUUGUUUCUCAACUUUCAUAGAAUGAACCACCUUAUUAAUUUCUAAGGAGAGUUUCGUUCCUCUUACAGCCACGGGGAUGAAAGUGUUAUCGCAACGGUGGUUAACAACAUUCCGGCGGCGUCCAACGACUUCUCGUUGCCAGAGGCGCGGAAGAAGCUCAAGGCGGCCCUCCAGGUCGACCAGAGCAAGUUGACGAAAAGACAACGUCGCACCCUGAUGCUCAACAAUGUUCGUUGUCCCUGACUCUUCAUAGUAACUUGUACAAUUUCAAGGCUCUCGUCCUUCUUCUGUCCAACCAGCGCGAGCCGUGCAAGAGGGCCCUCGACGAACUUGUCGAGAAGUUCGGCGCCUCCAAGGACGUUUCUCUGAUCGAAGCCGCUCUACAUGUGCGACUCAACGACACCGAAAAGGCUCUGAGCGUUCGUUUCUCGAGUCGUUCUCCAACAACUCUUUUCCCUGAAGGUUUUGGACGGGAAUGACGUCGAGCAGCAGUUGGUCAGGAUCCACGUUCUGGUCAACGCCGGACGUCUUGAUGAGGCCGUCAAAGCACUCGGAUCCAUCCCGAAAGAGUUGUCGGCCAAGCCGGCCGUCGCCAGUCUCCGCACGAGUCUCCUUGUUGCCCUCGAUAACAAGGCCGAGGCCAUCAAGGUGGCUAUUUAAUUAUUUGAUUUCGUGAUAACUUUCCCCACAAGCAUAGAUAGUAAAAAAAAAACUAGAACCAGGUUUUAUUAGGCUCCGCCCAAUGAGGCUUAUCGUAGAAAAAACACCUUAAAAAACAUUUUUCCUUGUUGAGAAAAUCGGUCCAGAAUAAUUUUAAAACAAGAUCUGCGGAGAUGAACCAGAAAAAAUUUUCUCCUAGAAGAAAUAUAUUAAAAGUAUUUUAAAAAUUGACGCAAAAGAGAAAAAACGUCAAGAAACUCCGAAUCCGUUUGAUGCAGUUGACCUCCAUCUCGGAGAAGUGGAUAGAAUAGCUAAAUCUCUUAAGUUAUCACUUGAUUGACUUCUAAUCUAAAGCUCAAAAGUUGAAAAUAUUACUCUUUGAAGGUUUUUUCAUAGUUCCUCAACCAAAAUAUUUGGAGUCGAAGAAAAUUUUCAAAUAAAUCUUUCCAGGAGCUGACAUCGGCCAUUGAAAAAACGAAUGAUCCCGAAGUGCUGAAGAAACUUUUGGAACAAGCUGCUCAGUUGGAAACAAGCGUUGGAAAUGUUCAGGGCGCCGCGAAACUUCUCGAAAGGCUUGUCGGGUUUGUCGGGAAGAAAUGAAAAAAGAAAAGGAACUCCCUGAUUUUACAGAUUGUUCUCGGACGACAUCAACGCCAAGUGUCUUCUCAUCAGCGCCUACUCUGUCGUCGACCCCAAAAAGGCCGAAAAACUCAGUGAAAAUGUAAUCUGAACUCCAUUUAUCUUCGAAACGAUCCUCCGUUUCCAGCUCUUCAACGACAAAUCGGACACCAACAUGAACGUCGACGAGCUGGAGGAGAGCGAUUGGAUCCUGUAUGGCGAGAAGUACAAGCAGAAGAAGGAGGCCAAGGCCGACCAGGUCCUGGAAGACACGGUUCGUCGACGUCUUCUGAAAAGAGAGACGACCUCGGUCCUUUCAGGAGAUCAUAACCAGACAGCUCAAGAACCGCAAACGCAAGAGGAAGAUCCGUUUGCCCAAGAACUACGAUCCCAAUGAAGCUCCUGAUCCGGAAAGGUUUAUUUUUGUUCCACGGGGGAUUUUGAUGGAAAAAAAAAUCGAUAUAGGUAUUUUACAUUUUUUUUAAAGCUUUCGGGUACUAGAUUCAUAUGUAUUUCCGAGAAAAAGCUAUGUUUUUAACAUUUAUAAUUUACCUUCCGAUAAAAGAAGUUUGAAUCGUAAAGAAUUGAUUUUUUUUUUGAACCAAUUUUUCACUCCUACUACGUUUUUUAUAGAAAAUCUUUUGGAUUGAAAGAAAAAAUACUUUCGCAAUUAAUUGAUUUUUUCCUUUCUCGCGUUUUUGAGUGUACUUUCUGAAUGAGAAUCUGUACAAGAUUGUGCUUCUCAUUUCAAACAAAAUUUUCACUGAUUAUAAUAUUUUUAAUUUAAUUUAACACGAAAUGGAGAAAAAAACCUUCAGAUGGCUACCACGACAAGAACGAGCUGCCUUCAAGAAGAAGGGCAAGAAACACAGGGAAAGGGAAGUCGGCAGAGGAACUCAAGGCGCUUCUUCCGCCAACCCGAAUGUGUAAGUUUUAGAUCAGCUCAAAAAGAAAAAAAUCGAGUAUUUUCAAACUUGUAGUGCUUUCAGCUACUUUGAGGCUCUUUGAUUUAAAAAAAACUUUUAAAAAUCGAAGAAAAUCUACAGGGAGUUCUCGACGGCGUCACCAAACUCGCCGCGUCCCUUGCCGACGCCAGUGGCCGAAGGACCGCGUCAAAUGCGCCCCAAGAACCCGAAAAAGAAGAAGAAGACCUCAAAGUUCUAA